Molecule: messenger RNA, 3615 nt
Organism: Schistosoma margrebowiei
Lineage: Eukaryota; Metazoa; Platyhelminthes; Trematoda; Strigeidida; Schistosomatidae
Source: the annotation of a GenBank genome assembly
AAUUCAAAACAUUUGGCGCAAAAUAUGGGCUGCUGUGGACAGUCGCAUGAUACAGGUUCGAAAACAAUACGUACCAUUGGCCCUGUACGAAAUAGAACAUGUACAGAUAUUCCUUGUUGUAUAGUGUUCUCAAUAUUCAUCGUUGGUUUCCUUAUCGUUACUUUGUGGAGUUUUGCCAUGGGAGACUUUAAACGUGUCAUACAUCCAACUAAUUCGCAAGGACAAGUUUGCGGUCGUGAUGUUCCUGGUAAACCAUAUCUGUUCUUCUUUGAUUUGCAAAGUUGUCUCAUACUGGGGCCAGCUUUAGUUGUUACAGGGUGCCCGACGCCUCAGGUCUGUGUGGCUUCGUGUCCAAAAUAUUACUGGUCUUGGAAAGGUCCCUUUGAUCAAAAACUUCAAUAUGUUAGGAGUUUAAUGAUAUGUCUAGGGGGUGUAGAUGCGAAUGAUCCUAAAUUUGCCAACCAGAGUAUUGAUCAAUUAGUACAAGACAAACAAUGUGCCCCAUAUGUAUAUCAUUCUAGAUCAAUGCUUGGUCGGUGCAUCCCAAGUCAAGUAUCUCAGUUAAUGGGAAAUGGAACUGGUCAAGUUCGUGAUGAAACUGGUAAACCUAUACUUUUAAUGAAUGCCAAAAAUCAAGUGGUGAAUGGUAUGGAAGUAGUGAAAAGUCGAAAAUUGGUGUUGGAAUUUACUACAUUCUUUGAAAAAGUUGUUUCUGAUCUAAGCCAAACCUGGCAUGUUAUAUUAGUAUGUAUUUCAGUAUCUGUGGUGUUAUCAUUUUGUUGGAUCGUUUUAUUACGAUGUUGUGCAUCAGUUAUGGUCUGGACUACAUUCAUUCUAUUUGUCGCCCUGUUUUCUUUCGGUACUGGGUUUUGUUUUUAUAGAUGGAGUGUAUUACGUAAAACAACUGAGGGUUCUCAUGACCUUGAAUUCUCUUUGGAUAUUGCUUCGUAUUUCCGUUUAGCAUCAACAUGGCUUGCAUUAGGAAUUAUUUUUGCUAUUCUACUGGUGAUCAUACUUCUAAUAUUAAUAUUUUUACGCAAGCGUAUUCGUGUGGCUAUUGCAAUAUUAAACGAAGCAAGCAAAGCAGUUUCAACUAUGACAUCUGUAUUGUUUUGGCCAAUACUACCGUUCAUUCUUGAAUUGAUUGUUAUUGCUCAAGUUUUAUUUGUGGCUAUUUCAUUGCGAACAAUAUCUGAUCCUGUUGGGACUAAAAUUAUGAAUGAUGAUCCUACCGUAACUCCGGGAUUUGGCGAUAAGGCUAGAAAUGAUAUAAGAGAAAUUUUUCAACUUAUCCCAUGUGAUCCUUUACAAAACAAUUCAGCUGGCAAAGCUUGUCGUUUUCUGUAUUAUGGAGACCGGAAAUAUACUAUCUACCUACAAUUCUUCAAUUUGUUCAUGUUUUUUUGGUUAAUCAAUUUUGUCAAAUCCUUAACACAAAUGACUUUAGCAGGAACAUUUGCUGAAUACUACUUUUCGUCUCAUAAUCAAAAAUCAGCGUCAAAAUGUCCAUUAUUAACAAGUCUAUUUCGAUCAACCUUUUAUCAUACUGGUUCAUUAGCAUUUGGAUCGUUUCUAAUUGCUUUAUUACAAUGGCUACGUGUUACACUUGAAUAUAUCAGUGCAAAAUUGAAGAAAGCUAAUAAUCCUGUUACAAAUUUUCUCUUGAAAUGUUUAAGUUGUUGUUUUUGGCUACUUGAGAAAUUUCUAAGAUUUCUUAAUAGAAAUGCUUUUAUUAUGAUUGCUAUCUAUGGUCAAAGUUUUUGCUCGGCCUCUCGUUCAGCAUUGUCUUUACUUGCGCGUAAUGUAGUCAGAUUAUUUGUGGUCGAUAAAGUGACUGAUUUUAUUUUAUUUAUUGGAAAACUUGUUGUUGUCAGUAUUGUUGGUAAGUGAACAUAUUUGAAUUUUAUGUGAACAUGGCUAAAUAAUAUUUGAGUAGGGUUAUUUUUUUACUGUACCAUAACAUUGUAUUACUGGUUCAUUUUAAGGUUUAAUAAGGACAUUUCCUGUACAGUUUUGUAUCAGCGAUGUGUGUAAUGACAAUUUUGCAUAAUACCAACUUUUUUGAAUAAAAGUAAAAAGAAUUCAGCGAAGAAAAUUUCUUCACUGAAAUGACACAAUGGGUUAUUUUAACUGUUUUGUUCUAUCAAUAAUAAAUAUGCGAGAAUGAUAAGGUAUAAAUCUGAUUGGUAUAUUUUUUGAAAAUGUGUUCGGGAAAAAAUUAACUUGUAUUUGACAUAUUUUAAAAAGAAAGAAUUAAUUGUUGUUGAUAUCCUUCAGAAAUCAGUUAUUGGUUAGUUUGGUCAUGAAAGAUAGAUAGUAUUCAUAAUGAUCAUUAAUACUUGAAUCCGACUUUACCGAAUAACGAUUUCACUGCUUAAGCUGGUUUUAAUAAAUCGACCUUGGGAUCUGUUGAAACAAGUUGUUAAAAACUUAACCAAUAACAAUACUAUACAAAUUUCUAUUGAAAAUAAUUGUUGUAUUUUUAUAGUUGACCUUUAUUUCAUUCUUCGUGGUGGCCUUGUUUGGUCACCCGAAUGUUUAUCAUCGUUAAGCGUAAGUGAUUUCUACUAUGACAAUUCGAAAUUUUAUUUAAUGUCUUCUGUGUAUUAGCAUGCUGUCAAGUCUCAUUUAAAAAUUUCUAUGUUACGCGUAUCAUGCAUGGAUCUCACACAGUAAUUUUCUGUGUUGUAUUCAUUGUUAGUUUAUAAAAUGCUAAAUUUGAGACUUCAUACCAUGGUUUGUAUCAUUGUACAGUAAUGGUUACUAUCAAUUCACAAUGUUGUCUAAACUAAUUCAUUUAAUCCAUUCAUUCUCUGGUGAAUAUAAAGAAUAAUACCAUUAAAAUUGUAUGUAACCAUUUCAACUAAUAAUAUUUCGCCUUGUGUUACUAGUUAUUUUUUCCUGUCUUUUGCCAUCUAAAAUGGAUCAUAAUUUUUUUGAAUUCAGGUGGUAUGGCUUAUGUCUAUUUGGAAGGUAUAUUGUUCAAAGGGAAUGACUUUCUAAUUGAUGCGUUUACUUCUAAUCUUCAUUAUGCAUUCGUGCCAUUGGGUAUUAUCAUACUUGCAUCUUACCUUGUGGCGUCAUUAUUCGCAAGUGUUUUUGAAAUGGGUGUCGAUACAAUAUUUCUUUGCUUUUUGGAAGAUUUAGAAAAGAAUGACGGAUCUGCUGAAAGACCAUAUUAUAUGAGUAAAAAUCUUAUGAAUAUUUUAGGAAAACGAAAUGCUCAAUUAUCACAAGUGAAACAAGCUAUUUAAUAAUUAUUUUUGUUUAAUGUGCCUUCAUUACACGUCAUAGUUUGUUUUGUUUUUAAUUUUGCACAAAAUCUUUGUGGAAAAAAAAUUACAAAUAGAAAUACAACCAAUCAUAUUUCAUUUGCAUUUUACUUUUCCCGCCAAACAUUAUUGACUUGCUUUAUCACAAUCUCUUACCGUAAUAUUCACUCACUGCUUUAUUUGUCUAGGUACUAUAAUUUCUCAGAAAUAAUCUUUUGUUCCCUACUUGGUUUUUCUUCCCAGUAACUCACAUUUUUAUUAUAUUAUUUCGCUUAAAAUCUGUUACGCAAGUUGUUUUUUUCGUUUUUUUUUUAAAAAUCUGAAAAUAAACAUUUAGUUUACU